UGAGAAGAGGAACAGUGGAGUGAAGUGAGAACAGAGAAGAGGAGGAGGAGAGGACAGGACAGGAAAAUAAGGGGGCUUCCAUUUGAAAGUCCUCGUGUCGGCAUAUGAAGUCCUGGUGUGUCGCAAAGGCAACAGCAGGAAGCUGAAGUAUUGUAGAGAGAGAACAGGUAAACGACGGGGGAAAAAGAAAGGAGAGACGGGGGAGAAUCUGAGCCAACACAGACUGGAGUGAUUUUUACAUUUUUUUCCAAGAGAGACGGAGACAAGUGGAGGCAGCGAUGCAGGGCUCUCACUGGGAGUGUGUGGUGUGUCUGACGCCGUCAGGGUGCCAUGGCUCUGGUUCAGGCACUACCUGUGACCGUGACUGACCACCCCAAUCCAGGUCUUGACGUCCAGCAGUGCAGGCCGCUGUCAUCCCACUCCCCCUCAGGCCCGUGCCCUGGCCCCUGUGGGCCCUGCAGCUCUGGGACAACCAUGGGUUCUGUCAGCAGUCUCAUAUCAGGCCGGACGUACCAGGAGAGGCACUGCCGGGCCGGCAGUGAAUUCACAACCAAGUCACGCCGCUCCACGCCAGCUACCAGCUGCUUCCGGCUCCAGGAUAACACCCUACGUAGCGGCAGCUCCCUGGAGCAGCUGCUGGUUAUCAGCAACCAAACACAUCCUCAGGCCCAAGUUCUGCCUCCACCACUGCCCACCAAGAAGCAGCCCCGGCCUGGUAACUCCGCUGGGGCAGGCGGCGGAACGGUUGCUGGAGCAGUAGGUGGUUGCACUAAUGGGAACUUUGGGCAUGUGAGUGAUGAGGUGGUGAUUGGAGACUGGAAUGACAACCUGGUGCUGGCAGCUACAAGCCCCUGCAGUGACUCGGAGGACCAAAGGGACAACAGGACUCUGAACGGCAACAUUGGAGGGCCUCCUCCAAAACUCAUUCCAGUGUCGGGACAGUUAGAGAAGAACAUGGAGAAAGUGCUGAUCCGUCCUACAGCGUUCAAACCUGUCAUUCCCAAGAAUCGUCACUCUGUGCAGUACUUGUCACCACGGCCAGGGGGCAGCAGUCUGUCAGAGAGCCAGGCCAGCCUCAACCUCCUGCUGCCCCUCGGUGGAUCCAACAGUGCCAGCGGUACGAGUGGCAUCGGAGGUAGCGGCAGUUCCAGCUCUGAAGGGAAGCGCAACUCCUACAGCGGAGGCCGCAAUGCUCGGAGCAGCCAAUCCUGCUCCAUGUCUGAUUCAGGGAGGAACUCCCUCUCCAGCCUCCCUACUCACAGCAGCACAGGCUACAGUCUGGCCCCCAGUGAGGGCUCCAGCUCCGGGUCUGGCUCCGGGGGCCAGCUGGAGCCCGUAACAGGCCUGGGCCGAAACACUUCAGGUGGAAGUGGGAGCCAUGGUCACACUAACUCAGACAGUGGACGUUCCUCAUCCAGCAAGAGCACUGGCUCAGGGUCGCUAAGUGGGCGCGGGCAGCCCUUGUCAGACAGCGGGUCCUGUGGCCACUCGCCACCACCCGUGGAGGGCUACGAGGCGGUAGUGAGGGAGCUGGAGGAGAAGUUGAGAGAACGAGACCAGGAGCUCCAGCAGCUCAGAGAAAAUCUGGAUGAGAAUGAAGCUGCCAUUUGCCAGGUGUAUGAGGAGAAGCAGCGUCGCUGUGAAAGAGAGAUGGAGGAGCUGAGACAGAGCUGUGCAUCAAAGAUGAAACAGGCCUCUCAGAAGGCCCAGAGGGCACAGCAGGUGCUACAGUUACAGGUAUUUCAACUGCAGCAAGAGAAAAAGAAGCUGCAGGAGGACUUCUCCUCUCUGCUGCAGGACAGAGAGACGCUGGAAAGGAGGUGUGCUACUAUCCAGAGGGAGCAGACCCAGCUGGGACCACGUCUGGAAGAGACAAAGUGGGAGGUGUGUCAGAAGUCAGGAGAGAUCUCCCUCCUGAAGCAGCAGCUGAAGGAGAUCCAGUCGGAGCUCAGCCAGAAGGCCGGAGACAUUGUGGUCCUGAAGGCCCAGCUGAGGGAAGCCCGUUCUGAACUGCAAGCCAGCCAGGUGCGAUCCCAGGAGGCCCAGGCGGCCCUGCGGACGCGAUCUCUGGAGCUAGAAGUCUGCGAGAAUGAACUCCAGAGGCGCAAGAGUGAAGCGGAGCUGCUCCGAGAGAAACUGGGCCGUUUGGAAGAAGAGUCAGCCCGCCUCCGUGACUCUCUGUCCAAUCACAGUGGACACUCUCUACCUGGAAAUGCGACUAUGAAGGGGCAAUGCAUGAGCCUCCCCCUCCAACAGGGUAGAGCAGGCAGAGGCGGUCCCAGUCCCUGUGUGUACCGUGACGGAGAGGAGACUCAUCUGGUCUGGGGAGGAGAGAGUGAUGAAGCCAAGGCACAGAGGCAAAAUGCAGAAACAGUGUUGGGACUCAGACAACAGGUGGACAGGCUGAAGGCUGAACUAAUGUACGAGAGGAGGACUAGUGAGGAGCAUCUUUCGCGGUUUGAGGAUGAGAGGAGGGUGUGGCAGGAGGAGAAAGAAAAGGUAAUCCGCUACCAGAAACAGCUGCAGCAGAACUACAUCCAGAUGUACCGUCGAAACCGGGAUCUUGAGCGAGUGAUGAGGGAGCUGAGUCUGGAGCUGGAGAACAGGGACAUGGAGGACUAUGAGGUCCAUAGUGGCAGCAACGACAUCCACUUUGAGGAAAUCACCGCCACUGAGAUCUAAAAACACACACACACACACACACUUACACACUUACAGUCACAGUAAUAUGUGCACAGAAACAAGGAUACUCACAAAAGAGGAUGUAAACCAAACAUUGAACUCCAGGACAAAUACUGCACUAUCUUCAACAUGGCUUUAUCAAGACCACUGAGCGAGCACUCACCACUUGUCACUGUCAAAAGGGAGAUCUCCCAACGGUGCGUUCUUACUUUCUGCGGACAGACAUGAAGUCCAAUAAAUCCUUAUGAGGUGUUCCUCCUGGCGCUUUUAAUGGGUUUUAUUCCACUACAAAGCCAGCACAAAGACUUCUUCCCUUCUGUGGGAACGAAAGCAGUAAAAAAAAAAAAAGUGUUUCUUUCUCAAACCACGUUGAAAUCAGGGUAUUGAAAAUCGUCGGGGAACUUGAAGCAAAAAAAAAUGUUACUACGUGCACAGCAAUCUGGUCAAAGCGCAGUCACACCUUUCUUGGUAGCACACAAGGUUAAACACCCGGCCACCAGCAUGCAUGUAAUGAUGCAUCAUGACAAACUUCCCAUCAAACACCAUCACUGCUGGCUGUUAAUGACGACCUCGUCAACCCAAACUGGUGCUCAUUGGCGACACAAACGACAACCGCCCCCAAUAGUCCUCCAAGCAACUGCUAAAGGGAAAUUAACACAAAGUAUUACGAGAUCUGCCGUUUGUACUUUAUGGUGUUUUGAGGAUCAGCAGUUUGUUUAAUUUUACAAUUUCUAAAAGGAUUUACAUAUUUCCUCAGCAGUGUGUAGUUAAAAAAGAAUGUAUUGUGACUGUUAUCACUCCAGAGAAAUGCAGUAUAAAUGGUCAUCCCCUGAAAUCUGCUCACCAAGGGAAACAUGGUAUAAUUUUGCACAACUUUCCUGCUCUCUUUUGUUCUGGAUACAGCUGUCUUUCUAGCGAAGAAAAUCAUCGAACUUAAACAAAACCACUUUGGACAUUUGUUUCUAGGUUUGCUUACAUGUGGACAUCCUAUUCUGUCAUUUCGCAAACGGCAGAGGACACAGAAACCAAACGAUGGAAGGAAAUGCUUUAUUCGAACGCUGCUCAUGUUUUCUAGACCACCAACAGUCAUGCUGUUGCGCUCGAUCAGUGUUUCACCUCAUUUAGACAAUGAAGCAAGCUCAGACAUAAACAUUUACAUUUUACAAUUAUGUAGCACUAGGAAGCAGACCGUAGCAUGUGAGAUAUCACCAGGAUGCUGCUGAUUCUCCUCUUUCUCUGUCUUUUUCUGUCUUUCUCUCUAUGUGUGCUCUCUCUUUCCAUCUGUAUCUCUGCUUCUUACUCAACUAUUUUUAUAACAGUGAAAAGCACCUCAGCAGUCGGUAUGAGGGAACUAAAAAUGGAGCAUAUUCUUUCAGUGUGGUUGUGACGUCGCUGAGAGAUUUAAGCCUGUGUUUGAACUGUAGGCAUGCCUAUUCAGAGUUUCCGUUUAUUCCCCUCCAUUCCCAUUAGUGCUCUUUAUUUAGCUUUUGGCAGCCCAAAGCCAAAUAACACUUUUUUCAAGUCUUCCUAGUCUCCCCUAGACUAUAAUCUUCACUGACUGCUAUACAGGUAACAAGACUGGCAUGUCUGCAUGUCUUUGUUAUAUGAGAUUUCAGAAGAAGCCUGUUCAGAUAGCGGUGAGAUGAGAAUUUGCAGAUGCAGUAGCUCCAGCACUGAAUGUCCUCAAGGCAGGUCGGCUGUUAAAGCCCUCAAUAUAAACCGGAGAGGAGCAUGUUAACAUUUGAAGCUGUGGGUUGCUCUGUUUUCUCACAGUAUAUGCAGGGCUGUGUAUAACACUGAGCAUGGCGGGUCUCUACAAAAAAAAAAAAAGUAGUAGGCUGAGAAGUUUUAUUUUACAAAGAGUCUAUAUCAAGGAAUAAUAGUUAAAUGGAAAUCUAUAUAAUGGAGGAGAUGUUGUAUAUUUUUUUAUAUAUAGCACCUGAAGAUAUUUUGUUGUAGUACUGGUAUAAGUGUGGGUUUAAUAUACAAAGUAUAAAGACUUCUAUAUAUAUAUAUAUAUAUCUACCACAUACCAAUAUUUCAAAUGAUGGAUCAGUUAUAAAUGGAGGCGGCAGCAUAGACAGAGUGCACCUAAUACUGUAAUGCAUGAAAAUAUGUUUACAUUAUAUAAUCUGUGUGACACAAACAUACACUCUAAUGACCAAACUUUGCAGCUGAUAAAACUGUUGGGAGCUUUUAUUCUGGGCUCAGUUUUGACCUGUUGUCUCUCCAUUUUGAUUGAUCUUUCAUUUGAGUGUCAGUAUCAUAAUAUCACACCGGUUCAUCUUCAGUGUUGGGUUUUGUGCACGUCAUUCAUUUGUAAAUGCAUGAGACAGGUCAUUUUUGAGUGACUUCAUCAUUAAGUUGAGGUCGGAGCUGAUGCAAACCAAGAAAGUGUUAUGUUUCCUGUAUUUGGAAAUCUGUAGAACCCCUUCUGGAAAAUAUGAUCAGUAUAUUUGAUCAGUCUAUAUUUUGCAUGACAUUACCACGUCCACUGUGGUUUGACAGGUUUUGUAGAAUAUUAAAAGUCUGCACUGUGCAUAAAUUGUUAACGUGUAGCCAUGGGAAGCGAUUCUGAAUGGAACUAGUUGGCUUUGUCCAAUGAUAUUCAAUUUGUGGACUAGACUGUUAUUUACUCACCACAGAUGCAGCACAGGUACAGAUUAACCACAAACUGACUCCCUCAGUGAUGAGUGCAUCCCAGACAUCCGUUUAUUCUCUCAUAUCUCAGUUUCAUCGUUGCAUAACCGUUUUCUGUGUAAAUAUGUAAAACACUAAUAGUAUAACAGAGUGACAUUGUCUUUUAUUUAGACAAAAUAUCUAUUUCAAAUGUAGCCACUGUGACUAGACCAAAGCAACGUAACACAUUUCUUUUUUUUGUGGCAUUUUUCUCAUCCUUUUGUGUGCAUUUUUUUUAUGUUUACUUACGUUGUGUCUUCAGUAAUUCAGAAAGUAUGUAGUUGUCCAUGUAUAUUUUUAUGUGUACAUUUCUUGUACAAAUGACUGUGUUUUUAAUUAAAGAACAAGUUGUCACACCUUAAA
Morone saxatilis (striped sea-bass) is the source of this 5724-nucleotide messenger RNA. Its product is annotated as leucine zipper putative tumor suppressor 2 homolog. NCBI's taxonomy places the organism in Eukaryota, Metazoa, Chordata, Actinopteri, Moronidae. The transcript is spliced from 8 exons. The record is from RefSeq and is a predicted model, not a curated record. Bases 331 to 2682 code for a protein of 783 amino acids. Gene Ontology annotation, biological process: negative regulation of canonical Wnt signaling pathway; cell division.